Ictalurus punctatus (channel catfish) is the source of this 1048-nucleotide messenger RNA. It is a transcript of the gene stc1l, whose product is annotated as stanniocalcin 1, like. NCBI's taxonomy places the organism in Eukaryota, Metazoa, Chordata, Actinopteri, Siluriformes, Ictaluridae. The transcript is spliced from 4 exons. Gene Ontology annotation, cellular component: extracellular region. The record is from RefSeq and is a predicted model, not a curated record. Bases 84 to 872 code for a protein of 262 amino acids. Gene Ontology annotation, biological process: intracellular calcium ion homeostasis. Gene Ontology annotation, molecular function: hormone activity.
AGUGUUUUCCUUCUAGCCUCAAACAGAAAAAUAAGGUCUAAAUCCUUAAUAGGGAAAAGACACAUUUGUCCAGGGUUACAAAAAUGCUCCUAAGAACUGGCUUCCUCAUAUUCCUUGUCUCGGCUUUAUCUGCCUUUGAAACAGAGCAGUAUGCACCUGCAAUAAGAAAAACUCGUUUCUCAGUCAGCAGUCCAUCGGAAGUGGUCCGCUGUGUGAACAGUGCUCCACAAGUGGGUUGUAGCACAUUUUCCUGCCUCGAAAAUUCUACCUGUGACACUGAUGGUAUGCAUGACAUUUGUACCAUCUUUCUCCAUGCAGCAGCAGUUUUUAAUACCGAGGGGAAGACCUUUUUCAAGGAGAGCAUCAAGUGCAUUACCAAUGGCAUCACCUCCAAGGUUUUUCAGACCAUCCGCCGCUGUGGCACCUUCCAGAAAAUGAUUACUGAAGUGCAAGAGGAGUGCUACAAAAAACUGGACAUCUGUGCAGUAGCCCGCUCAAACUCUGAUGCCAUUGGAGAAGUGGUGCAGGUGCCCCGACAUUUUCCAAACAGGUACUACAGCACACUGCUGCAAAGCCUAAUGGACUGUGAUGAGGAGACAGUGGAAGUGGUCCGCUCUGGGCUUGUAGCUAGGCUAGACCCUGACAUGCUCACCCUCUUUCAGCUGCUGCAAAAGAAGCCCUGUCCCCAAGACCUUGGUCAUGGUACCACUGGUAUGGAUGGCCUUGAGGGCUUCCGCUGGCCCAUGGGAGCACCCAUGUUCAAGAUCCAACCCGAUUUGCACAGCAGGGAACCAAAUCACCUCUUUGCCAAGAAACGUUCAGUUGAAGAUAAGAUACCAAACACCAAGAUGCUAAACACAUUAAAGAAAUGAUUUAGGAGAAACCUUUUUUUUUUUUAUCAGCCAUGACACAUGGUAUCCAGAGUAUCACUUCCUUUAGUGUUGCCCUACAGCAACAAUAGUAAAGUACUUGAAGUUAUAGAAGACUCAGACUAUGAAUUAGCAUCUUGCAAAUGGCACUUCCUUCAAAUAAAUGAAUGUCAAAUGAA